Molecule: messenger RNA, 2969 nt
Organism: Arvicola amphibius (Eurasian water vole)
Lineage: Eukaryota; Metazoa; Chordata; Mammalia; Rodentia; Cricetidae
Gene: Vcf1
Product: family with sequence similarity 104 member A
Exons: 3
Coding region: 329-1042 (237 amino acids)
Source: RefSeq, a predicted model, not a curated record
CUGCACUCCCGACCUACAGCAAAGGUCGUGGGAAACAGCCCAGCCCUCAGACCCUCCACUAAACCAGUCCGCACCGCUCGAGACGCAAAGUUCCACGCGGCGCUCCCUUCGAACUCGGGACUCACCACCGCCUUCCAACCAUCGAACCCAGAGCCUGUGGCCGUCCGCGUCAGUGCCUGAUGGAGCUCGCCCAGCUAUUUUUCUUUUCAUUUUUCACCGCACAGAGAUUUAACACAGAUACACGUAUCGAUUAGUGUUCCAAUAAUUUAAUGUAUUUAAAUCCGGCUUGACUUCUACAGCUUGUCCCUGUUUGUUUUUGAACAGGCCGAUGCCUCGGACACCUACACGGGGUCCUGGAAGUUCCUGGUCUGUUUUUCCCUCUCCGGACACGCCUCUUCCUGGGGGCGGGGUCGUGGGUGAGCGCGGCCAGCGGCGUCCCCGCCACUGCGCAGCCGCAGGAGGACGGUACCACGGCGCCUGCGACAUGGGGGGGCGCGGAGGAGACGCCGGAAGUCGCGGUGGUACGGGUCGGCCUGAGGGGUACUCAGUACCCGCAGUCUCUACCCGCGCGGCGGCCAGAGCCCAGGCCCGUGGGGGUGGGCGUGGCGGUCGCCGGAACACAACCCCGUCCGUUCGCAGUCGGCGCGGGGCGGCGCCGCGUCGCUCGCCUUCACCAGCGGCCAUGAGCGAGCGCCUCCGCCCCAGGAAAAGGAGACGAAAUGGCAAUGAUGAUGACAGCUACCUCCCACCCCAGACCAAAAGAAGCAGUAGGAAUACCAUCUUCCAGGACUCCUGGGACACAGAGUCUUCGAGCAGCGACAGCGGUGGGAGCAGCAGCAACAGCAGCAUCAACAGCCCGGACAGGGCCAGUGGGCCAGAGAGCAGCUUGAGCCAUAUCAUCCCUGGAUCCUGCCCCAGCACCCCCCAGCCGGUGCUGCCCGAGCAGUCUGCACUGUGCCAAGGCCCUUACUUCCAUAUCAAUCAGACCCUGAAGGAGGCCCAUUUUCACAGCCUACAGCACCGAGGCCGGCCUCUGACAUGAUGCUCCGGCAGUUUCUUGCCUUCUGUGAAGGGACAGCACUGUGCAGAUUGGAUAUUUCAACUUAAUGAUUUGUUUUUAAAAGUUGCACACAGAAAAAAAAAUGCCUGUUGGCUUUCAGUCUAUAUUUGAGUAUUGGGUCAGCAGGCAGCUGUUUACUUGGGGUUUUGCUGCAUUAUUGCAAUUUCAGAGGGGCUUGGGAGCAAUUAUUUAUAGGGUUCUUUUGAGAGAGGGCAUCAAGUCCAUGUCAUGGCACUGUUUGCGGAAGUCUCUGACUGAUUUCCACAUCUGUCAGUUAGAUAUUUACUGUAUGUAAGAGCCUCUUAAAAAUGUGGGAUCUUUAGUUUUUUUUUUUUUUAACUCAAUAAACUAGUAAAGAAUAUCUAGUUUCCAUGGGAAAAAAAAAAAAAACCCGUAAGUUUUCUCCCCAAAUAUAGGAAGUUUGACUCAGUCUUGCACUGACGUUAACUGGCAUACUACCUCUUAGUGUGUAGGUGUCCACGGAAAGUCCUUCCUGGAAGGGAACAGUCGCCUACCCUGAAGGCCGUGAAGCCAAGCACUUUGCCUGCCUGGUUGUGGUCUGUCACACAUUUGUAUUCCCAGAGAGGAUGUCACUUCCAUAUCUGUUUUCUUCUAGUCUUCACUGCAGAUGCUACAGAGAACCCCACAGUCUAAGAAAUACCUAGUAACUGUCUACAGAUCUGCAUAUUAACAGCUUAACUGCUAACCGUGCAGUGCCCAUAGCCAAGGCAGUGUCAGUGCUGAUGAAGCACAAGCUGCCUGCUAGCUAAGGAGUGAGGCUUUAACUCAUGCUUGACAGCACCCCUGCCUGCUAGGGGGCCACAUUCCAUCAUCAGAACCGGGAAGAUUGGGGCAGUGUAGAAACACAAGCAGAGGCACCUCUGGGAAAGCGAUGCAGUAGUAUUUAAUUAGAGAGCCUGGGCGUUGUUUCCAUGCUACUUUGUCAUACUAGAGAGCCAGGCAAGCUUGAAUAAGGAAGAUGCAGGUGAGUCGUCUUCCUCGCUGGCGAGCUGUCUGAACAAGGAGCCAGGAUGUGUUGGGUCACCUGCUCUGGAGAGUGCUGGGGGGCCAACCUGCCAUUAGAGGAAGAGGAAGUGCCUUAAGCCUCCUGCCAGCUCCCCCUCCACUGCACCCCACUCAGGCCACACAACACAGGCAGCAGCACUGAGGAGCAGGGAUGGCUCUAGUAAGAAGGGUCCUCGGGAGCUGCUGGACCAGAGCAGGCUAGACUGUGAUACAGCUACAGUCUGAAGAUGGCCCACGCCAGGAAGAGUGGACAUGCGGCUGCUGCUCGGAGGGUCACAGCAUGGAAGCCAGCUGUGUGACAUGGGAGCUAGUGUCAUGAAGCCCGGAGGUCAGAAAGGCCUUUCUUUUAGGAUUGUCUUCCAGAUUUUAAAACCCUGUGUUUGUUGAGGACGCAAAUCUUACUGGGUUUGCUGACAGGGAAUGUGGGAAAGGAGACUUCUGGAAUUCUAUCUAACAGUCAGGCAAACAGUGCUCUAAGAAAAGCUGUCAAGCACACAUGUACACAACACAAUCCAGAAAUACCCAGGAGGGCUCCUGCAGGCUUAAUGGAUGGUGUCCUACCAAAACAAAACAUGUAUUAAUAAAACAAUGCUCAAGAAAGCACACUUCUUCCUGUUUCCCACCCAGCUAAAGGCACAGAUGAGACCAUCUGCAAGACAAGGGUCUGUUCCCCAUGCUCUGGCAAUGCUGGAGCCAGUCACCAGUCACUCUCUUUACCCUGCAACAUGCAAGAAACCACCUCUGUCCUGUGCUGUGUGUUCUUGACGGGCUGGGGCUGGGGCUGGGUACCUACUCGAGCCAGUGGGCAUCUUUCUAUGAGCUCAAGCUAGUGAAACCUUGUAUUCUUGUGCCGCCAUUAAAAAGCAGCCUUAGUGCAUUGCCA